AUGGGCCUGCUGGGGCGGUGCGAGUCCGAGUUCGGCACGUCGGACCUGUACGGCGUGCUGGGCGUGCGGCGGGAGGCCUCGGACGCCGAGCUGAGGCGCGGCUACCGCAAGCUGGCCCUGCGCCUGCACCCCGACCGCGCAGGCGCCGACCGCCAGACGGACGCCACCCGACGUUUCCAGCUCCUGGGCCAAGUGUACGCCGUCCUCAGCGACAAGGAGCAGCGAGCCGUGUACGACGAGCAGGGCACGGUGGAUGAAGAGUCGGGGGUGCUGAGCCAGGACCGCGACUGGGCUGCGUACUGGAGGCUGCUCUUUAAGAAGAUCACCGUAGAAGACAUUGAGGCCUUUGAAGAGAAAUACAAAGGAUCUGAGGAAGAGCUGACUGACAUUAAACAAGCCUACCUGGACUUCAAAGGGGAUAUGGAUCAAAUCAUGGAGUCCGUGUUGUGUGUUCAGUACACAGAUGAGCCCAGGAUAAGGAAGAUUAUACAACAGGCUGUUGACUCGGGAGAAGUCCCACCUUUUAAGGCGUUCACCAAGGAGACAAAGCAAAAGACUCAUGCAAGGAAAAGAAGGGCUCAGGCGGAGGCUAAAGAGGCGGAAAAAUGCAGAGCGGAGUUGGGGCUCGGCGGCGAGGUAGAUGACCUGAAAGCAUUGAUUCAGAGCAGACAGACCGAUCGGAAGAGAGAGAUGGAUGAUCUGCUGGCUCACAUGGAAGCAAAAUACUGCAGCUCUUCUAAAAAAGGAGGGAAGAAGACAACCUCCAAGACCGGAAAGAAAUAACGAAACCCAGUGGCUGCUUUGGUCGGGCCUGAAUGGCUAUAGCGGAAAUUAAAGGCCGUUGUAAACCCAGAUUUGGACAGCAUCUGCUUGAGACUUUCUGACCUGAUUUUUAUCCAGGCUGACUGAUUAUCCGGAUACUUGCUCCACUCUGCCAGGCUGACUUGAUUACCCAGAUACUUGCUCUUCUCUGCACUUCUGUGGGUCUGUGUGGACUGCUUGAGUCUUUUCAUUGAGUGAGGGGGUGACUUCAGUUCCGAGUAUUUUUGGCAGAGGGUUCAGAUGUGCUAAGAUGGCGUUAGGGAACGACAGUUCUUCAGAAACUACGUAACUGCCUCCUAAAGGAUGGCCUGGUUGCCUUUUUCGUUGUCAUUUAACAUACAACUCAGAUUGCAACGUUUCGGGGCGGGAGGCCAGCUACGGGCACUUAAUGUGGAAAGUAGACAUAGACAGCCAAAAGAUACCAACUCAGCUGCGUAACUCAGCUAAUGAAGAGUUUUUGUUUUUCUGAUGCUUCCUUGGCCUUUUUUAUUCCCUGUCAGUGGGUGCCCCCUGUUCUUGAGCGUGGUUUUUGGAGCCUGCCCUUUUAGAGAUAGGUGUUGACCUUCACAUUUUGUAAGAUACAUUUAUCUAAUACUGAUUAAAGUAAUUCAAUUUGCAUGA
Tachyglossus aculeatus (Australian echidna) is the source of this 1443-nucleotide messenger RNA. It is a transcript of the gene DNAJC9, whose product is annotated as DnaJ heat shock protein family (Hsp40) member C9. NCBI's taxonomy places the organism in Eukaryota, Metazoa, Chordata, Mammalia, Monotremata, Tachyglossidae. The coding region runs from base 1 to 783 and encodes 260 amino acids. The record is from RefSeq and is a predicted model, not a curated record. Gene Ontology annotation, molecular function: heat shock protein binding. The transcript has 5 exons. Gene Ontology annotation, cellular component: cytoplasm; nucleus.